Molecule: messenger RNA, 3263 nt
Organism: Spea bombifrons (plains spadefoot toad)
Lineage: Eukaryota; Metazoa; Chordata; Amphibia; Anura; Pelobatidae
Gene: MMEL1
Product: membrane metalloendopeptidase like 1
Exons: 23
Coding region: 327-2564 (745 amino acids)
Biological process (GO): protein processing
Cellular component (GO): plasma membrane
Molecular function (GO): metalloendopeptidase activity
Source: RefSeq, a predicted model, not a curated record
AAAGAGUUAAAUAUAUGCCAAUAACCUUGCUAAUGUAUUACCAGUAGAGAGAAUUCAUUGGGUAAUCGUAGGCACCUGAGUAGGAUGAGAUAGCUAGACCCAUUAAAGAAAGAAUCAUUCAGAGGGGGGUAAGACAGAUCUGUGGUCUCAGCACUUUGCGGAAAUCAUCCUUCUGUGAAAAGCUUGCUAGAACAGACCGGUGUUGAUGUGAAUUAACAUUUGAUUUCCCUGGAAGAUGUAAAAUAUCAGUACUCCCUCUAUCAGAUCCAGUUAACACCUGCCUGCUGUUGCAGAGAGAAACCUUCCCAAGAGACAGAGUUACAAUAAUGGGGAAGUCGGAAAGCCAAAUGGACAUAGUGGAAAAGUCGACCAAGUCAGUGAAGAAGUCCUGGAGUAUUGUGGAGAUUGGACUGUCAGUGUUACUCUUUCUGAUGACUUGUGCAGUGGUUGCACUUCUAGUCUUGUAUACAAGCAACAAAGAAAGUGUAUGCACAACAACAGGAUGUGUCACAGCGGCUGCACGAAUCAUUCAGAAUAUGGACCCAAGUAUCGAGCCCUGCACCGAUUUUUACCAAUAUGCUUGCGGUGGUUGGUUAAACAAACAUGUUAUCCCAGAAACCAGUUCCAGAUACAGUAUCUUUGAUAUACUUCGAGACGAGAUGGAGAUCAUUCUAAAAGGUUUGCUGGAGAUGCCAGAGCAAGAAGACCGUGACGCCUUCAAAAAAGCCAAAACUUUAUACAAAUCAUGCAUGAAUGAAAGUCUCAUUGAACAUAGAGACUCAUUACCUCUGUUAGAACUAUUAGCCAUGGUUGGAGAUUGGCCAGUUGCUUCUGCAGACUGGAAUCUUACCAAAGAGUCCGGUUGGAGCUUGGAGGAAAAGCUGUCACUUUUAAACUUCAAGUUCAACAAAAGAGUCCUUGUUGAUAUGUUUGUUUGGAACGAUGAUCGGGAGUCCAGCAAGAAUAUCAUUUAUAUUGACCAGCCAAGUCUUGGAAUGCCUUCUCGGGAUUAUUAUUUCAAUCGUGGAAACUAUCAAAAGAUAAGGGAAGCUUACCUGCAGUUUAUGAUUACCAUUGCAAAAAUGGUACGUGAGGACAAGAACCUGACGAAAGACGACAGCUUUGUUCAAGAAGAAAUGAGCCGUGUGAUGGAUCUGGAAACAGACAUAGCAAAGGCAACAGCCCCGUCAGAGGAACGCAAUGAUGUCACCUUGUUGUAUAACAAGAUGACCCUUGUCGAGUUCCAGCAAAAAUUUGCACUAGAUGAUUUCAACUGGACCGGUUUCGUACAAGGAGUUAUGGCCUCUGUAAAUAUUCAGCUCCACUCAGACGAGGAAGUGGUGGUUUAUGGGGCUCCUUAUUUACAUCAACUAAAAACUAUUCUAUCCAACUAUUCAGCCAGCACUCUACAAAAUUACCUUGUGUGGCGACUUGUUAUUGACCGAGUCAGCAGCUUAAGCAGACGUUACAAAGAUGCUCGGGCGAAUUACAGGAAGGCACUGUAUGGAACAACACUAGAAGAGGCUCGAUGGAGGGAAUGCGUGAGCUAUGUUAACAGCAACAUGGAGAAUGCCGUAGGAGCCAUGUAUGUCAAAGAAACAUUUGCUGGUGAGAGUAAGAGAAUGAUCAGCGACCUCAUAAAUAAAGUCCGUGAAGUAUUUAUAGAGACCCUGGAUGAACUGCAGUGGAUGGAUGGGAUGUCUAAGGAAAAAGCCCAAGAAAAAGCAACAGCCAUUAAGGAGCAAAUUGGGUACCCGGACUAUAUUUUGGAAGAUCAAAACGAUAAGUUGGAUCAGGAGUCUGCAGCACUAAACUUCAGCGAGGACCAGUACUUUGAAAAUAUAUUGGAGAUUUUAAGGGCCGGAGCACAAAAAAGCCUUAAAAAAUUGAGAGAACCGGUUGAUCAAGACGCUUGGAUUAUUGGAGCUGCAGUGGCCGAUGCCUUUUACUCACCAAACCGAAACCAAAUAGUCUUUCCUGCCGGCAUCCUUCAGCCUCCAUUUUUCAGUAAACAUCAGCCGCAAGCCUUAAACUUUGGUGGCAUCGGAAUGGUUAUUGGGCAUGAAAUCACCCACGGAUUUGAUGAUAAUGGGCGAAAUUUUGACAAGGAUGGUAACAUGUUUGACUGGUGGAGCAACUUCUCUGCCAUGCAUUUCAAGGACCAGUCACGGUGCAUGGUGUAUCAGUAUGGGAACUACACUUGGGAACUGGCCGGAGGGCAAAAUGUCAGUGGCAUCAUUACAUUAGGGGAGAACAUUGCGGAUAACGGAGGAGUCAGACAGGCAUACAAGGCGUAUUUAAAAUGGGUGGAAAGGAACGGAAAGGAGCCGAAACUACCUGGCCUGGACCUGACCUACAAGCAGCUUUUUUUCCUGAAUUUUGCACAGGUGUGGUGUGGAUCAUACAGACCGGAAUAUGCCAGACACUCCAUAAAGACAGAUGUUCAUAGUCCGUUCAAAUACAGAGUUAUGGGGUCCCUACAAAACUUUGAGGCGUUUGCAGAAGAAUUUAACUGCAAGAAGGGUACAAAGAUGAAUCCCGUAGAGAAAUGCCGAGUUUGGUAGAGAGAAGGAGGCUUAAGGUGGUCUUUAAAAUCACUCUGAAAAGGUCUGCUGGCCUGGCUCACACAUAUUGAACAGUUCUAGCCAAUUAUGUGCCUGGUGUUUUCUUGUCCAGAUCAGAGCUCUGGUGAGUGAUACAAAGCCAGGGUUAAGAAGCGACAGGUCUGCUGUUUUAGGAUUCAGCUAAAAAACAGGAGCAAGAGGCAACUCAGUAUGCUAUGUUUGUCUCUGCCAUCAAACGCUGUAAAAAGGACUGUUUUUAAUGGCUUGACUGUUACAAAAAUACCGCCAUCAGGUUCCAAAAAAAAAAAACUAGUUUUAAAAGGAUGUAUUUUUCAGCAGAUCUCCCUUUUAGUAAAUGUUAUACGUCUGUGGCCAACACUUCGUUGAAGUUUCCAGUGCGCCUCUUAUUAUUACUAACAACGCAAACAUUACAUUUACAUUAAACUGAAAAUAAUUUACCAAACCGUUCAGGCCUCGGAUUCCAGUAGUUGCGUUUUUUUUUUUUUUUUUGCUGUGACGGGGAAACGUUGAAUGUAUCAGUGGAAAAAAUAAAUCAGAUAAUUUUAUAUGAUUCUUAUUAAAUGUGUUAUAUAACUAGAGGAAAACAAGUAGGGGAUGCCUACAUAGCAAGACAAUCUUGCAUAUUUUUUUUUGUAUUAAAAAUGUAUAAAACCACAUAUUAAAAAAAAACUAUUUUCC